CGUGGUGAGACGGGAAAAUGGCGGACAUGGAGACCGAGGUUGAUGGCAAGAGUCUGGAUAGUGGCAGGGAACGAGAGGCAGAUGACAUUGAAAGCUCUGAAAAGAGCGGGAACGAAGAGGAGAAUGGCGACGUGUCUGGAGAGGAAGAGGACGAGGAGGAAGAUGCAAGAAAGCCUGAGGGGGAGGCCAAACACAGCAGCAGCAGCGGCGCUGGAAAACACAAGAAGAAGAAACACAAGCACCGAAGCAAACACAAGAAACACAAGCACUCCUCCCCUGAAGAUAAGGACCGCAGGCACAAGCACCGACACAAGCACAAGAAGCACAAGCGCAAGGAGUCAUCCUCUUCGGCCAUGGGUCACAACAGCACUGCGGGGGGCAAAGAUGAUAGUUCCCCAUCAUCCAAACGGCCCAAGCUGGAUGACAUGGCGGUGCUGGAAGAUCUGGAGAAGCAGAGGGCCUUGAUCAAGGCUGAGCUGGACAACGAGCUGAUGGAGGGAAAGGUGCAGUCGGGCAUGGGGCUUAUUCUGCAAGGGUACAACUCUGGCUCGGAAGAGGAGGGUGAGAUCCAGGAGAGGGCACGGAAUGGAGAACAGCAACAGAGGGGGAGUUCUGGGAAAGCCCUGGUCCCAAAGGGCCAGACUAGCACACAGAGCAAGGAGGCUAAGAGCAGACGGGAGUCCACCGAUGCCAGCAAGCCUGGGUCCAAGCGCCGCAGCCGGAGUAAGUCCAAGGAUCGGUCCAGCAAGCAGCAUAGGUCUGACAAGAAGAGGAACAAGACCACGGCUGAGGCACACAGCAAGGACAGAACGAAAGGCCGUAGCCGGUCUAGGGACAGGAAGCGCUCUCGGAGUCCAGAUCGGUCCAAGGACAGGAGCAGAAAAUCGAAAAGCCCUGCAAACAGGCGACGUUCCUCCCCAGAGAAGAACCGCCACUCGUUGUCUCCAUCCGGAGAAGCAGAGCGGAAGAAUCGCGCUAGCAAGAGGCCGUCGCCCCAGUCAGGGAUGGUGCAGUCCGGGGAGAGCCGGAACCGGGAACGGGGUGGUCGCCGGUCCAAGACACCUGAGAGGAGGAGCCGUUCACGAGACCGCCGCUCCAGAUCCAGGGACAGGAAAACCAGGCAAGCUGAGCGAGAGAGAGAGAGAGAGAGGGACAAGGACAGAGAGAAAAAAGCCAAUAAGUCCCCUUCUAAGGAUGCCUCUUCAGGAAAAGAGAAUCGCUCUCCAAGCCGCAAACAUGGCCACAGUCCGCAGCACCUCCGCAGCUCCUCCCCAAGGCGCAGAGAGCGUAGCGUCUCCCUUCGGCGCAGGGACCGUCGCUCCCCGCAGCCCUCCUCUAACUCUCAAGCCACUGACAGGAGGUCCAAGCAGAGGUCAACCUCCAGAAACCGGUCCCCUGCCCGGAGGGGGCGUAGUCGCUCCCUGGAUCGUCGACGUAGGGAAGCAGACCGACCGCGUGUCUCACCAGUUAGGGUUCGCUCCCGAGAUGAGGCAGGAGCACGCAGAGACAGUAGCCCUGUUCCGGGGUCUCGGCGGAGGGUCAGCCGCUCACCCAUUAGACGCAGGUCACGCUCCCCUCGAGGACGCAGCCGAUCCUCGUUCCGACGAAGGUCCCUGGAGCGUGAUAGGCUGAGCCGCAGGCAACGAUGGCGUUCAGGUUCAAGGGAGCGUCGCAGGAGACGUAGCAGGGACAAGGAGGACAAGUUUAAGGGCAGCCUUUCGGAAGGCAUGAAGGUUGACCAGGAGGAGUCCGAUGAUGAAGUACUGGAGGACUAUGAUAUUGAUGAAGAAGAUGAGGAGGCUGUUAUUGAGCAAAGACGUCUUCAAAGACUGGCCAUCGUGCAGAAGUACAAGUCGAUUAACGAAGACAGCAACAUGUCCGUGCCAUCGGAGCCCAGCAGCCCACAGAGCAGCACACGCAGCCGUUCUCCAUCACCCGAUGACAUCCUGGAGCGUGUGGCAGCUGACGUCAAGGAGUAUGAGCGAGAGAACAUGGACACCUUCGAGGCUAACAUCAAGGCCAAGCACAACCUCAUUGCCCCUGAGAAGGAUGGAUCCAAUCUAAAAAAGCCAUCAGCACCUGAUAUGUUUACGGAAUCAGACGAUAUGUUUGCUGCAUAUUUUGACAGUGCAAGGCUUCGAGCAGCAGGCAUAGGGAAGGAUUUUAAAGAGAACCCAAAUCUCAGGGAUAACUGGACUGAUGCUGAGGGCUAUUACCGAGUGAAUAUCGGGGAAGUUUUGGACAAACGAUAUGGGGUGUAUGGGUAUACAGGGCAGGGUGUGUUCAGCAACGUGAUACGAGCACGAGACAUGGCCAGAGCUAACCAAGAAGUGGCAGUUAAGAUCAUCCGCAACAAUGAGCUCAUGCAGAAAACAGGGCUUAAGGAGCUGGAGUUCCUGAAGAAGCUCAAUGAUGCCGACCCUGAUGAUAAAUUCCAUUGCCUGCGACUUUUCAGGCAUUUUUAUCACAAGCAACAUCUCUGCUUGGUCUUUGAGCCCCUUAGUAUGAACUUGCGCGAGGUGCUGAAGAAGUACGGCAAGGACGUGGGUUUGCAUAUCAAGGCCGUACGCUCCUACAGCCAGCAGCUCUUCCUGGCUCUAAAGCUGCUCAAGCGCUGUAACAUCCUGCAUGCUGAUAUAAAGCCUGACAACAUCCUGGUGAAUGAGUCAAAAACCAUCUUGAAGCUGUGUGACUUUGGCUCUGCCUCACACGUGGCAGACAAUGACAUUACACCUUACCUGGUCAGCAGAUUCUACAGAGCACCUGAAAUUGUCAUCGGGAAGCCGUACGAUUACGGUAUUGAUAUGUGGUCUGUGGGCUGCACGCUGUAUGAACUGUACACAGGAAAGAUCCUGUUUCCUGGGAAAACAAAUAACCACAUGCUAAAGCUUGCAAUGGAUCUCAAGGGCAAAAUGCCCAAUAAGAUGAUCAGGAAAGGCCUGUUCAAGGACCAGCACUUUGAUCAAAACUUGAACUUCUUGUACAUUGAAGUAGAUAAAGUGACAGAACGGGAGAAAGUGACUGUGAUGAGUACGAUCAACCCCACAAAAGACCUGCUUGCGGAUAUGAUUGGCUGCCAGCGGCUCCCCGAGGACCAGCGUAAGAAAGUUGUCCAGCUCAAAGACCUUCUGGACCAGAUCCUUAUGUUGGACCCGGCCAAGAGGAUCAGCAUCAAUCAAGCCCUGCAGCAUCCUUUCAUUCAAGAGAAGAUCUGAGCAACACAGCCCCCCUUGCUUCUAAGUACAAUGGGUCUUGCAAAUAAGUGAGGCGUUAGUAACCAGAGACUCAACAGAGGAAGAGUAUUUUUAACGUAAUGAUUUUUCCCCCAUUUUGAAGGACGUACCUUUGUUUUUAUUUUAUUAUGACUUUAUCAUAUAACCAAAGUAGGGGUCCAAGAAUACAUGUAUAUAUUUUUCCUUCUCUGAGGACCUGCAAGAUGCUGAUUGAAGCAAGUCUUGACUUCAACCUCCGUUCAAAAGAGCAAAUAUGGCUGUUCUGUUUAUGGGCCUUGUACCUAGUUUUAAAGUGGAAAAGUUAUUUCAUUUACUGUGUAAUGUUGAAUUUAUUCAUUUUUGAAGUUGCUUGUUCUUGGGCCCUUGCAGGUGACUGGCGCGGGGAGGAUAUGAUGUAAAUAUGUUUAUUGUAUUGUUCAGAUUUCGAUUGUAGGGAAGGUUUAUUGUCAAAAUUGGUUGCCAUGGCUGCACAGAACAGAAAAAAGACAAGAGGUCCUGAUGAUUGUAUACAUCUUUUAUGUAGUUUAUUAAGUACUUUGCUAUACAUGUGCACAUAUACGGCUGUGUGAGCGGCGUGUAUGUGCUGUAAGAUGCCUCGUGCAGACCUGGCAGCUCUUGCUGUGUGUGGCGCAGGCCAGCGUAAAUGCUGUCUAUAUCCGCAUCUCCCCCAGGCGUGCCCGUGGUGUAGGCCUGUGCCGAAGGGGGGUCUCGUGUCCUUCUUGAGCCCGCCUGCAGGGACGGCCUCCUCUGUUAAAGCAGGUUGUGUACCACUUUCAGUACACUGAAGGUAAGCUCCCCCAAACCCAUCAGCUCCUCUGGUGUUCUUGCACUCUGGCACACCAUAGCACACCGGCAGAAGCACUUGUACCGCGUGAGGUUCUAGCUGUGUAGGUGAGCACACACCUGUGGCUGUUGCAUGUCUGUAAGGACGACACACAAAGAGGACACACUCCCUUUUGAAAUCUGUGGGCCUCACGGUUUUACUUUGUUUUAGCUAGGGCCAACUACGAGUGUGUCAUCAGUCUGCAUUUGUAAAAUUGUGGUACAUUUGCCCUUCAAAAAACAGGGUGAAAACCAGUGCAUUUGCGGCAUACCAGUUAUGGGUGCAGACCGGAGGGGUGGGAGGAAGCUCUGACGGUUGAAGGCACCUUCAGUGUACUGCUUUUAUUAAUAUUUCAAUCUUCACAACUGUUUUACAACAUAGUACAGUGUAGUCCAUAGUGUUUUUACCUCCUUCCCCCCCCUCCCUUUGGCUUAUAAAUCUCACAAACCGCAUGUAAAGCUGUGAGAAGGUAGUCCAUGUCCCAAGUUCUGUGUAACACACUUUUAAGUGUGCACUUUUAUAAAAAUGUGAUAUAAACAUUCUCUGGAUUUUUUUGUUUCCAUUUUCAUGUUUGUGAUCAUGUUGUCUUUUGAUACAGGGAUAUUCCUGCUCUGAUCUUUGCAUCUGCUUGUUACAAGCGGUAAUUGCCUCUUUACUUUUUCCCUUUGUACUGUUAAAUCCAUCUCUGGGAUUAUUCUAAGGGAGGUAGACAGAUACAUAAAUGUAGUACAUGCGGUUUUUCUUUUUGUUUUUUUUUUUGUUUUUUUUUUUCUUUUGCUUCUUGUAAUCUCAAAGUCUUCCCUGCAUGUGACUGGACGGUGCAGAAUUCUUGUGAAUUCACAGUAUGCGUCAAAAAGCAGCGUAAAAUAAAGUCUUUUGUGGAAAAAAAAUCGCCAAAAUGUGUUUACAAACCUCUUGAAUUUUUGUGGUCUCUCUUCUGCGCUAACAUUUCCUUUGUAAGUGUAUACAUAUCUACAUAAGUGUAUAAUUUAAUUUCAUAUAUGGAGCAGAUUAGUGCACAAAUUGCUCCAAGUAUGAGCGUUUUGUUAGGCUGUUGAGGUGUUGAUAGGACAGCAGUCCCACAUGUACUUUUCCUGACACUAAUUACUGUUUGUGAUGUUUUUCCCACUGUUCCCUGUGGUCGCUGAGCGAGAAAGAAAGCAAGUUAAGGCUCCAGGCCAGGGGGACUUUCUCCAGCCAUCCACUACAGCCUGGUUCUUCUUUGAAAGAGACAAGACCUCCAGCUACUUAACAAGGUCAUUUCUGAUGGCAUGUGUAGAUAAAAGAGAGACUGUGAGAGACACACAAAUAGAGAUGCUAAUGGAAGCGAGAUCCUGAAUGCGCUUCAAGGGUCACGCUGAUGCUGCUUUCACGUUGACGGUUUUGCCUUUUUCACAAGUCUGUGCUCAGGGGUAGAAGAGUUUCUGGGGCGAGGGAAGAAAAAAAAAAAAAUCAAAGAAAAGGACUUUGCCAGAUGCUGGAGUAAAAUAAGACCAAGUUUGGAUCCUUGGAGAUUUGUUUUAUACAAUUGUUAUAUUAGGUUAACACGUCAACAGCUCUGAAUGCUUGGCUUUGGUCGGUUUGUAAACGAUUUGUCAACGGUAACUGGUUAACCCUUCGGUCUCCUCAUAUCCCACGAGUGGGACCUGAAAAGACGGCUCAGGUCUGCCAUUCUCUCUUGUUGACUUGCUCAGCAGAUCCUGUGUGCGUGCGGACACAAUCUUGUCUUUAUUUCACGUACUUCACAGAGAAGAAAAAUUACGUACCUUUCCAUAGAAAUGGACUCGCCUGAACAAUUUUGUUUCCUUUUCUGUGUGCUGAAUGUUCAGCAUAAAUGCAUCAAGAUGCUUGUUUAUGUUAUCUCUGUAUUCUAGGUGCAGCCCCUUAGAAGACCAUCACAGGAAACCUCAUCUGGACAAAGGUUUCUGUUCUAGAGAGUUCUGUGUAGCCUUUUGUGUGAAUGGCUAAUUGUUGACUGUUUGGACGUGCGCUUCUCAUUCUGCCAGUUUACAGGAAAUGCGUGUUCUGUCAGUGAGGUAUAAUUUCAAACAUUAAUAUCCACAUUAGAGGUCCUGUGAAAUGGUACUUAGGCCCAGUCUUCCUGUUUAAGUUGUUCGCAAGUGUGUGGUGAAUAACAUGAAGAGAGGAACACGUAAGCUUUUUAGGAGUAAUUGAGUAUCGAUUAGAGAAUUGCACAAUUACAGUGAGUGGGAUAUUGUUCCAGAUGUACUGUUGUCAGCACCAUUAAAGGGGGGUGCGUUUAUUUAAAAAGUAUGUCUAUACCGAGUGAACGUCAACAAGGUAAUGCCCUCUUUCUUUGUCAAAAUGUUCCAAGGUCUUUUUCUGGCCCCAUUCAUUAAAAAGUCCUUUUUGUGCUCUUUUCUUUCAGGGUAAGUUGCUGUUUCCUUUCAUCAGACAAGAGGCACCAAACCUUUCAUUUGGAUCUUAAUGUUAUUUACUGACAUUUGUCUUGAGUUGUUGACCUUGCUUUUUAAGACCACAUAGUUUUUCUAGCCUUACGUUCCCAUUGUGAGAGUUUUUAAACAAUGUUUUUUUUUUCUGACUUUGUACAACCUUGCACUACUGGUGUCGUUUUGAGGAAUAAAAAGAUUUAACCCA
Scleropages formosus (Asian bonytongue) is the source of this 6675-nucleotide messenger RNA. It is a transcript of the gene prpf4ba, whose product is annotated as pre-mRNA processing factor 4Ba. NCBI's taxonomy places the organism in Eukaryota, Metazoa, Chordata, Actinopteri, Osteoglossiformes, Osteoglossidae. Gene Ontology annotation, biological process: peptidyl-serine phosphorylation; mRNA cis splicing, via spliceosome; peptidyl-threonine phosphorylation. Bases 18 to 3215 code for a protein of 1065 amino acids. The transcript is spliced from 15 exons. Gene Ontology annotation, molecular function: ATP binding; protein serine/threonine kinase activity. The record is from RefSeq and is a predicted model, not a curated record.